CAAACGCUUUUCGCGCCAUCACAAAGUCGGAACGUUUGGAAAAGUUUUCAGUUUUCAUUUAACAGUCGAGCGGCGAGCAUGAACCCGGUUUUGGGUAACCCCAGCAACCGUUAGAUCCAAAUAAAUAUUUUCCGAUUGUCAACAAGCCGCGAGUUGCCAAGUGUUAUAAAUAAUACAAGUGCCUUACUCGCAAAAAAAAGAGUCCAUACAUUGGAUUGGCAAGAUGGCCUGCUCCACAAACGUUUCGAAGGGGUUUGCCCUCUUCUGGGAUAUUAUCCUCGCCCUUUUCGGCCUGGUUCUGAUUGGCCUUGGCGUGCACAUCUACAAAAUCGAGCACUUCGAGGUGGACGGCUACGUCAUCAUCGCGGUGGGCGCGGUCGUCGCUCUGACCGCCCUUUUCGGGGCUCUGGGAGCAGCGCGGGAGAGCAGCGCCGCAUCGAAGGUGUUCGUUGUUAUUCUGAUUAUCCUGGUCGUACUGGAAGUUUUAGUAGUUGCUUUCCUGUGGGUUUUCCAAACCUCGCUGCUGAUUAACUUGGACAAAACGUUCGACGAUCUGUGGAACGACCAGCCCGUGCCAAUCAAGCCUGGGAACCAGAGUCAGAUUGCCAGCCUCGAGCGAUGGUUGGAUUGCUGCGGCAAUGUGGGUCCGUCGGACUACAUUCUGCCGCCGAAUAGCUGCUACAACGGCGAGAGUGACAAACUGAAUCUGGAAGGAUGCCGGCAAAAGUUCCUGGACGUGAUCGCCGAUUCCUGGACGACAUUUAACCUGGUUUCCUUGGUGCUAUUGGGCUUGGAGAUCAUUUGCGCCCUGUUGGCCUAUGUCCUGGCCAAUAGCAUCGUGAACCGCUGGCGACGCUCCAAGUACUAUCAAAAAUAGGCUCACGUACGGUUUUUGAAGUGGCGGCAUUUCGAACAUUUAAGUUUAAGUUGUGCAUACUUAAGCCAAAGAACUCUCCAUAGAAAUACUUAAGCCGAAACAAAUUUACUUAAGCCAUGCAAGCCGAAAGCAGUGCGUUGAUGGUAUUCUGUUUAUCAGUUGGGAUAACUGUAGUGUUGAAGCGGCUUCUACUCCGCUUACAAUGUAAUUUAAUCUACACUAAGCUCGACCUAAGCCACACAUUUUUUGUAACAGCCAAGUCAAAUAAAGAAUCUGGCCGAAGAGCCAAAGAUCCGACA
Molecule: messenger RNA, 1176 nt
Organism: Drosophila erecta
Lineage: Eukaryota; Metazoa; Arthropoda; Insecta; Diptera; Drosophilidae
Product: tetraspanin-3
Exons: 5
Coding region: 224-877 (217 amino acids)
Cellular component (GO): membrane
Source: RefSeq, a predicted model, not a curated record